AAAAUAUUGAAAAGUUGUUGUUUUUUGUUAUUCUUGAGGCUUUUUUGUGCUCUUUUUGUGCGUGUUUAUGCACCUCUCCUACAUAUUUGAUUAUGUACACACCUGAGAGUUUGUCUAAAUGGUGUUUGUGUGUGGUGUGUGUGUGUGUGUGUGUGUGUGUGAGAGAGAGAUAGUUGUUCCAGUCACUAGAGGUGGGUGUGAUCAUGAUACCACACUCUAUAAACACCCAAGGCCAGAGUUUCCUGAGUGGAGCGGGAGGCGAACGGGAAACGUCAGCAUAGAGCAGCAACUGUGGACUUUUUAUUUGGGCCAUUGAAAAAAGUUUUUCUCCCAUAUUUUACCUUAACUCAGCAAUUUGUCAUGCGCUCCAGAGGAAAACAAAUGGACCGCUCUCCUUCAAAUUACACCUGUGUGAAACUCUAUCUGUGCUCCAACCCAGAGGAUAGCAUGGUGGAGCGCAGAGCUCUGAGAGAGAAUGUGUUCCCCCAACUUGGAGAGCACUGUAGAAAAACACUGGGACUGGAUGUCAGGGUGAUUGACCCAUUUGAGUCCAGUGAUCCCAGUCAUUGGCCAGAUGACAACACCAGACGGCAGCUGAUUAAAGAAUGCAGGAAGAGCUCCGCAGGACCUUUUUUACUGGCCCUGGUAGGACACCAGUACGGCGCAGCCAGCCUGCCCGCCCAGGUGGAGGUGUCGGAGUACCAGCUGCUGCUGCAGGAGAGCCAGCGAGCGGGCAUCAGCACCAAGGAGCUGGAGAGAGAGUACCAGAGGGACGAGAACACCAUCCCUCCCUCCUACUGCCUGAGACCCAGACACACCUGCUGUCCCCAGCAGGCAGAGGUUAAAGAGGAAGAGGAGAGGAGGAUGAAGGCAGAGGAAGCGGAGCUGAGGAAGCAGCUUCAGACCACUGUGGGUCUGUGUGUCCACGAGGGUGUUCUGAGCCCAGAGAGAGCUCAUAGCUACUACAGAUCAGCCCUCGACGCAGAUCUGAGAUUUGCUCUGGACAACCGUCCUCGUAAUGACUUCAUCAGACGCUGCCUGGUUUACGUUCACAGGGUCAGUGACGCAAAAGGAGAGACAGAGAAGAGACGGAGGAAGUCACAACUGGAGCCACAGCCAGAGGCCGAUACCGUUGACCUAAGGACAACGCCCACUGAUUCCCAGCUAUUGUCAGAGCUUUGUGACAACUUCCUUCCCGGUCUCAUCACCUCGUCUCAGCUUCUAGUCUACACCACCGACACACAGUGUGACUGUCGCCAUGGCUACACGACAGCCAGGAGGCGGGGCUAUGCCGAGUCUCUGUGCCAGCAGGUGUACUCUGACCUCGUGGGGUUGAUUGACAGCUCGUGCACCUCAGAAGGCUGUGAAGGCUCUCCGCUCUUGGCCAGAGAGCAGGAGGAGCAGGAGAAGCUGUGUGACAGCCUGUCCCGACUUUAUGACGUCAUAAGGCCAGAGGAGGCAAAGGUCAGAGCCUUCGUGGAGCAGAGCGGUCAACAGUGUCCGCUAGUGGUGACAGGAGGACCAUGCACAGGGAAGACGGUUCUGCUUGCACACUGUGCUCAACAGAUAAAGUCUUGGCUACCAGACUGUGAUCCUGUGGUGAUCACUUAUUUUUGCAAACUGUUAAUCAACCCUUCCACAAGGCACCUGUUGUCGAGCCUGUGUUGUCAAAUUGGCGUUCGAUAUCACAGCGAAUCUUCCUCUGAGCAGAAUCCCAGCAACAUGGACGAUCUCAGCUGUGUCACUGACCUCCGGGACUUUAAUUCCAACUGUAGCUCGACAUCCAACGUUUGUCCAUCUGAGCUAAAAGAGCGUCUCUCAUCGCUCCUCACCUGCAUGCCUUCUACCAAACAACCUCUAGUUCUAAUCCUCGAUGGCCUGGAUCACAUGGAAAAGGACUUAGGACCUCACAUUUUGGAAAGCCUCGCAUCUCCCCUUCCUCCCAACGUCAAGCUCAUCCUCACAGUCUCCUCCAACCAACAGCGAGUCCUGCAAGCCAUCACGCCACGGAGAAGUCCACCUCAGUGUGUGUCGGAGGGCAGUGAGGAGUCAGGAUACGUGUGUGUUCAGCUGGCAUCGGUGGACAGGAAACAGUGCGCGAAGAUGUUGGCGUCGCUGCUGAGCAGUUCGGGGAGGAGGGUGACAUCAGGACAACAGGCGCUGGUGAACCAAGCGCUGACUUCCUGUUGUCUGACUCUCUACACUCGACUCUUGCACCUUCACGCCUCGCUCUGGCACUCUGAUUCCGAUGUGACCGAGUCGUCUCUCCCUGCUGGCGUCCACUCAUCCAUUUCUGCGCUGCUCGAUCACCUCGAGCAGAAACACGGCUCCUCUAUUGUGGCUCGUGCCGUCUCCUACCUCACCCUCUCCAGGACCGGGCUGACUGAGGUCGAGCUCGCCGACCUGCUGUCCGGUGAUCACAAGGUGCUGACCGAGUAUGUUCAGCAGCAUGAGAGCACUUCCUCCAAUAUGAGGGUCCUGCAGAUCGACGUGGAGACACUUCUGUUGGAUUUGAGGAGGUUUCUCAUUAGGAGGACGGUUGCAGGGUCUCAUGUUUUGUUCUGGGUGAGCAGGCAUUUCAAGCUGGUGGUGGCCAAGAGGUGUUUGGGCACUCGUGAGGUGAGGAGGGAGAUUCAUUCGGCGAUGGCGGACUAUUUCAGUGGCCGAUUGGCUUGCGGUGGAAGUGCAAAAGCACUUCUUGUAAAGCAAAAACCUGGACCGAACGCGGACAUCGAACCUAUGGAAUUCUGCAUAGACAGGGAGCCACUCAGUGUAGAAGCAAAUGGCCAGUCGUUUGUUUUCUCCUCUUCUUUCAAAGAGGUUGGCCGAGUGAACUUGAGGAAGGUCUUUGAAUUACCCUAUCACUUGCAACAAAGUGACCAAUUCGAGGAGUUGGAGCAUGGGCUGCUAAUGUCUUCGAGAUUUCACCAGGCAAUGGUUCGAGCAGGACUACUGGGAGAUCUGGUAGCCAUGUUAGAGAGUGAGGAGGGGUCAUCCCACUUCUGUUUUCCAAGGGAAAGAGCCCUCCUGGCGAGCAUACUGAAGUCUUAUGCUUGCUUGCUGCAGAGCUCACCCCUGCACCUGCCCUCUGUGAUGGAGACGAGCCUCCUGCCUUAUCUGGAGGUCUUUCCAGGCCUCCAAGGUUAUACCAGAGAGAUCAGACAGGAGAGGAGGAGGAGAGGAAGCGGAUUAGGAGUAUCGCUUUGCCCAGCUCCCUUAUCUGUUCCCUCCAUUCAGUGUUUAGCAUUUGAUGCCAAAACCAAGGACGCCUCUGUUAGAGAAGUAGCUGGGACAGAGUUUGGGAUUGUAGCGGAGAUCAUGGAUGAUGGCGCGGCUUUGAUUUGGAAAGGCUCUGGGUGUGAUGUAGUCAAACUAUUACUGAGCUGUGAGCAGAAGGAGCUGACAUUUGCGGGAGUGAAGAGCAGCGGUCAUUUCCUGUUGUUUUCCACACAAUGUGACAAGCUUCUCUUGUGGGAUGUGACAGGCCCAGAAAUGUUUCUGCAGGUUAAGGACCAGGAGUCAAGCCCAAAAACAGCAAACAAAAUCGAGGGGCUCGUUGCGCAUCAGAAAAGGGUAUUCAUGUGGUGGAAAGGCGAGAGUUUUGUGAGUGUGUUCGAUGUCUCCAAUGAGACCUUGACUCAUUUCCAGUGUCAGAGCUGCGUGACCUGUUUGGUUUGCUCCUCUAAUGGAUUCUACAUGUACUGUGGGCAGGAGGAAGGCACAGUGUCCAUAUUUGACACCAACACCAGCAGCUUCCUUGGCAUUUGUUCAAACUCGAACCACAUUGCGAUUACAUCAAUGAUCCUGUGUGAAGAUAGGUGGGAAAUGGCGUGUGUUGACAGGACAGGAAGUGUAAGCCUAUGGGAUGUGGCAUCCAAAAUAAACCCACCCAGACUUGUCACAGAAAGCUUCAUUGGGGGUGAAUCUAAUGACAUCCUCAAUACCGAUUACUCACACAAAAUUGGCACUUUAUUGGUGUGUCAAUCUCAGCAGGUUGCACUGUGGGAUACAUGUGACUGGGAGCUGUGGGACCAGUUCCUGGCUCCGCGGGGGAGGGCCUUCACUCAAGCUGUGCUCUCCCAGGAUGGCCACCUUUUCCUGGCGUUGUUAGAUGCCUGUCCCUUCGUCUUGGUGUGGAUGGUCAGCACAGGGGAGUGCGUUCUCUCCUUAGAAACAAACAAGCAGCCCCGUACACUCCUCAAGGUCUCCUCAGAUGUUGUUUGUGUCGCUCACGAUGGCUGCCUGACAGUGUGGGACUCUGGGGCGAUAGAUGCUGCGGGUACAGCUCCGAAAAUGGGGCGUGGAGUGAAAGAAGUGGUGGUUGAACGAACAGGGGAGCGCUUCUACACCUCUGAUGGCUCAGAGACGGUGUGGAGAUGGAGAUUAGAAACGGGACUUCCACACGCUAACUUCCUACAUGACGGACCUGUGGAAAAGCUCUGUCUUUCUCCGGAUAACAUUCACCUCGUGACACUCUCAGCAGGGGAAAUAUAUGUGUGGCAGACAGAAAGCGGUCAGAACAUCCUGCGUGUGAGUGGCAGCAGAGCGACAGAUGUCCUGAUCACCCCCAACAGUAAGUUUGGGAUCAGUAUUUCUGAUCGAGGAUCGUCUCGCGUUUGGAAGCUGGCACAUGGGAGCAUUGUGUGCACCAUACACCCGUACCUAUCUGACGCCAAGGUGUCGCCCGCGAGCACCUUUCUUAUUGGCCGCCGCCGUGGGGACCUGCUAGCUGCCAGUCUGUGGUCGGGCUCGAUCAGCAAGCGUUUCUCCUCCGCUGAAAGCUCGGAGCACGUUGUUGCUUUCCACACACUUUCAGAGCACCCAGACUUUGUGGUGGUGAUGGUCGACUCAGGGUCGGUGUACACCUGGAAAGUGGCAGAGGAGACGCUGUGCAAGCACUUCGAGCUGCCAUAUAGGUUUCACUGUCAGCCAGAAGACUUCCAAGUGUCCUCUGACGGGAGCUACGCCCUGCUGUCCACUGAUAAUGAGGCCAUCAACCUCUUGGACUUAUCUCAGGUCAGGCUGUGCUCAUUCAAGGCCGAGGGUCCAGUCAUUAAAGCUUAUUUGGAUAAAACUGGACGCUACGCUGCCUACAUAUACCGUCCCACCGCCGCCACCCUGGAGAAAAACUGCGUCUGUUACCUGCAAGCGAGGGCCGUCCUCACAGUUGUACAACUGGCAGACGGGGAAAGAAUAGGAAGCGUGUGUCUGGCUAAGAAUCCUCUGACUCUGGUUGUUUGUGAGCAGCAGCAUGCGUUUGUGGGAUUUGAGGACGGGUCUGUAGGUGUGUAUUCUAUUUUACAUGUCACGAUCAACGGGGAGGAGUCGGUCAGGUGCAGAGAGAACUUGAGUGGUCGGUUGAAGCGAUGCCCCUUCGAUAGAGCAUUCAGUUGGCUACCACAAGCAACCCCCAAUAUUACAUGGCCUUAAGAUUAUUAAACGCUGUUGUUGGACUGUGUUUUCAAAGUACAGAUGAUAAAUAUGAUGGCACACAAAGUGCAUUUGUGUGUAUAACACAUACUGUAUAUUGAAAUAUAAAUACAAAAGACUGCAUGUGUCUGUGUUUACACUUCUGGGGAAACUGCAGCAGCAUUUGUUUCAGUUUCAGGCAGACUGAGUCAAGAGUAUAUGGCUAGAUGAUGAAAAUGAUAAUGUUACACCUCACAGCAGAAACAUCUACUUUGCAUUUGAGUUUCAUUUCUGUGAAAACAAAACCAGUAACUGCCCAGUUUGAGCUACUGCAUGAAUUGUUAACACAUUUUGACACGUUGUAUUUGUAGGAUAUUUUGGUAUAAAUGUCUUAUUUAUA
Messenger RNA from Anarrhichthys ocellatus (wolf-eel), 5809 nucleotides. RefSeq names its product NACHT and WD repeat domain-containing protein 2. The transcript has 10 exons. The record is from RefSeq and is a predicted model, not a curated record. Gene Ontology annotation, molecular function: protein binding. Lineage: Eukaryota; Metazoa; Chordata; Actinopteri; Perciformes; Anarhichadidae. The coding region runs from base 361 to 5430 and encodes 1689 amino acids.